AUGCAUUUACGAACCUUUCCGGGAGCUCUUGCUCGGUGUGGUGUUUCCGUAGGAGGAAGUUCUGCGGUUUCACUAGGUUCUGCGAGUUCUUAACGAAAUUAAAUACGAUUCACGAGUUACUACGACUGGCGCGUUGAUGUUCUUUCGUAACUCGUAAGUUACGAUUGAACAAACGAAUGUUCUUUCUCGAUUCUUUUAACGGGGACUUGGUCGCGAGAAAAUUCGACAGGCACUGGUCGCAACACGAACGAAGCUUCAACCUUCAUCGAUCGAUUUGACUGAUUUUUGAGAUCCAGUCACCGAAAACUUCCAUCAUUCCGUCAAAAACCGAGUGCCGACCCGCAGGGUGGCGAUCAUUUGAUAAGGGUUCUAUCUACAAUAGGCUGGUAGGCCAGUCUAUUGGUGGGUGUGUAGAUAACUGCGGCAACUGGAAGUUGGCCCUGAACGCAGAGCCCCCGUGGCUUUGCUAGCACCCCCAUAGUGAUCUUGUCUUAACCCGCUUCCUCACGACUCACCCAAUUCUCAUUGACAGCUGCCUCUUUGCUGCCUAGCACCUACAGAGUAUUUAUAAAAAUUUACAAAAUAGUCAAUAUGAAGGUAACAAAUCUGGACGAACGUAUUCAUGUUUUGGACAGUGCGUCAAAUGUUACAACCGUCAUCAAAGACAUUGCACUGAGUGGAAUGCAAGAAGAAGCUUUUUAUGUGCUUGACAUUGGUGACAUUGUACGUAAACAUCAGAUAUGGAAGGAAAAAAUGCCACGCGUCAGCCCCUAUUACGCCGUAAAAUGUAAUGACAACUUAGUUGUGAUUGAGGUAUUGGCUGCUCUUGGUAUUGGUUUUGAUUGUGCAUCAAAAUCGGAGAUUAAUAAAGUAUUAAGUGUUGGAGUAGACUCAUCGAAAAUUAUCUUUGCCAAUCCUGCUAAGCCAGCAUCUCAUAUCCGUCAUGCUGCUGCUGUUGGAGUUGAUGCUAUGACAGCAGAUAAUGAAAGCGAGUUACAUAAGAUUAAGAAACUUCAUCCAAGUGCCAAGGUUGUUAUUAGAAUUCGUUGUGAUGCAGAAGUUGCUCAGUGUCAAUUGGGCAUGAAAUUUGGUUGUGAUCCCAUAUAUGAAGCACCCAAUCUUUUACGUCUUGCGCGUGUUUUGGGACUCAAUGUCAUCGGUAUUAGUUUCCAUGUUGGAUCUGGUUGUCAGGAUCCACCUGUAUUUUAUCGAGCUAUACGCGAAUCCAAGAUAUUGUUUGACUUAGCAACUGAUCUUGGUUUCAAGCCAUAUCUACUAGACAUUGGCGGUGGUUAUCCUGGAAAUAAGGGCACUAGCAUUGAUAAAAUUGCUAAUGUCGUUAAUGAUGCACUCGACGAAUUCUUUAAUACCGAUGCUGUUCACAUAAUCGCUGAACCUGGUCGUUUUUAUGUUGCCUCGGCAUUUACUCUUGCAACCAGUAUUCAUAGUAAGCGUUCAGUGCGUGGCGAUGAAAAUUCACCAAAUACGAUUACGCACAAUAUGUACUACAUUAAUGAUGGUGUCUAUGGCUCUUUCAAUUGUCUACUCUAUGAUCAUCAACAUGUAACUCCAAUACCUCUAAAGAAAGGUUGUGGAAAGAUGAUUCCCUCAAGUAUUUGGGGACCAACUUGUGAUGGUUUGGAUCAAGUCGUAGAAAACGUUAUGUUACACGAAAUGGAACUCGGUGAUUGGAUAAUUUUUGAAAAUAUGGGAGCAUACACGUUGCCAGUUGCUUCUCCAUUUAAUGGAUUUCCUGUGCCUAAAGUUCAUAUCGUCGCUGAUGAAACCAUUUGGCUUUAGAUGCCGCUACCUGCGAGACAAGAUCUGUGUGUGUGCGUCAAAGAUCGAUGACAAGACAUCAAUUGCCAGACUUUUAUAACACUGGAAUCGUGGUUACGGAUUAGAAUCGAUUUCUUUGUAAUUCGAAGAAAAAGCCGGUGGAGAAGAAAAGUUGAUGAAUCACUAAAGUGGAUACUGGAGGAUUACAAGAUUUCUGUUUCUCACUGUAACCAGUAGGAAGGUGAAAUCCUUUGCGAAAUCAUUAGUUUUCGAUUUUGCGAGAUCUCGAGAGACGAUUGAGUUGAAUGGAGGAGCGUAACGGUACUAACAAAAAACGAUUACUUUACAUCGAUACCUGGAUAGGUUGCAAAAAACAUUUGUCACAGACGUCAACAUGGCGGAACAACUUUUUGUGUAGCUAAUAGUAUUUUAUUCUGUCGAGAUAUUGGUGCAUGAUAUUGUUACAGAUGGAGUAACAUUAGUCAAUAGAUUUUUAAGUGGUAAGUAGUUACAUGAUGCAAAAGAUUCAGAUUUAAUGAUUUGAAGAUACAACAGGAAACUAUAUUUCUAGAAA
Bombus impatiens (common eastern bumble bee) is the source of this 2353-nucleotide messenger RNA. Its product is annotated as ornithine decarboxylase. Gene Ontology annotation, molecular function: ornithine decarboxylase activity. NCBI's taxonomy places the organism in Eukaryota, Metazoa, Arthropoda, Insecta, Hymenoptera, Apidae. Bases 592 to 1800 code for a protein of 402 amino acids. Gene Ontology annotation, cellular component: cytoplasm. The record is from RefSeq and is a predicted model, not a curated record. The transcript has 9 exons.